This is a messenger RNA of Glarea lozoyensis ATCC 20868, 786 nucleotides long. RefSeq lists its product as uncharacterized. Bases 1 to 786 code for a protein of 261 amino acids. The record is from RefSeq and is a predicted model, not a curated record. Lineage: Eukaryota; Fungi; Ascomycota; Leotiomycetes; Helotiales; Helotiaceae. The transcript has a single exon.
AUGGACACCCCCACCGACUUCGAGUCAACCUCCGGCCUCUCCCUCGAAUACCUCCAAACCAUGAACGCCCAAUCCCAAUCUCAAAACCUCUCCACCGAAACCUACCACCCAGACCUCAACGCCAGCCUCCUAAACACCCCCUUCAUCCCCCUCGAGUCCGACUACUCAGUCUACUCCGAAUCCAUUCCCCUCCAAUCAGACUACUCCGUCUACUCCCAAUCCACCUCCCGCGAGGAACUGCACUCACGAAUCCAGAUCCUCUCCGAGGAGCAAGUAAAUCAUUUACUCGAGUACAUCCGCGCCCAAGAACAGCCUGAUUUCAGUACUGUACCAACUGACGGUCUACCGGAAUGGUUCGACGAAGAUGAAUUCCUCUCCUUCUGCGCCUCUCCCUUUGGCACCUCGCUUGCACCCAUGACAACCUCCCUCCCACCCAUGACCACUUCUCUCCCCGUCGAUUCCAUCGCACUCCCCACCGCCCUCCUCGCGCCCGGCACAAACGACACGAUGACCUGCUGCCAGUGCGCGUGCACGAGCGCGCUCUCGCGCAUCGACAGCGGGUGCGGACAGUGCGGGCAUGAGUGCGAGAGCUGCUUGAUCUCGCCAGCUAUGCUUCCAGCCCCAGCUACGCUGGAGAUGGAUCAUGAGUUAGGGUGCUGUGCAUGCGGGACUCAGGGGUUUGCGCUUGUGGGGGAGGGGAGGAAGGAGUGUUGUGCUUGUGGACAUGGGGCUUGUGAGGAUUGUUGGUAUGAAUGCCGAAUGGGUGGGAUUGUAAGGGUUCUUUGA